Zea mays is the source of this 2416-nucleotide messenger RNA. RefSeq lists its product as uncharacterized. NCBI's taxonomy places the organism in Eukaryota, Viridiplantae, Streptophyta, Magnoliopsida, Poales, Poaceae. The transcript is spliced from 4 exons. The coding region runs from base 922 to 2055 and encodes 377 amino acids. Gene Ontology annotation, molecular function: zinc ion binding. The record is from RefSeq and is a predicted model, not a curated record.
GGCCUCAGCCUUGACCUCGGGAGGAGAUCUUCGAGAGAAGAGGUCACAUUACCGGCUUAACUCUGGAUCGAAGUAUUUAUACACAUAUAUACAUACUAAAGGCACAUUAAUUGGUCCAGAAUUGUCGAACAAACCCUCAUGAUCACUGUGCUAAAGAAAUCAUACUGAUAUGAUGUGCCUGAUACAGGCAUACAGCUAUUGAUAUUUCAAGUUCUGAACAAUUUGUGUUGCCAUUUGUUAGACACUCAUAGAACUACAAGUCUGUAGCUGCCAUAACACACACCCAAUCACCUGUAUAUAGAGUCAUAGAGAUAACAACCUUAUUGCAGCCAACUCUAUGACCUUAAAUUUUUUGACACUGAAAGAUAGUAGAUAACUUGAUAACCCAAAUUUUUAGCGCCUUAAAUCAGAGACCAAAACCUGUACAAAAAUGAAAAAUGAAAAAAAACAGAGCUUAUUGUUAUCUACAAGAACAGAAAAUCAGUAAUUUGACAGAAUCUUAAAACUGCAUGAACAACAUCUGGCAAAUCCCUUUAACUGCCCUAUGACAAAGGAUGAAAAAAAAACUAGUAAUUGUUUGACAUGUAGUUUGCUAACUAUGACACUACAACAUUGUCAAAAUCUACUGAUUGUUUGACAUGCGGUUUACUAACUCCAUGUGAAAGUUCAGACUUUGUGAUUUUAUCUCCCUUCAAAUACUCCAGAUCAGCGAGUGCCCGGGCUUCGCGUCCUUACCCACAGGGGAUGAUGAGCAGCCUCGCCUCCCUUGAAAAACUGCAUCGUCUGGUACAUUAGCCAAUGGUAAAAAACAAGCAAAGAAUAUGAGAAAUACCGUUGCCCUAAUGCUGGGAGAAGGGGGAGAGGGAUUGAACAACAAAACCCAAAUCCCGGACGAGGUGGGCGACAUAGAAGGAAGAAGGGAUGGAGGAAGACUGGAAGAGAAGAGAGGGACUGAGGGAGCUGCAUGCGGGCUCUCUUGAUGCACCAGAUGGUGCGCCGCUAUUCAGUGCUAGACAGUUUGGUUGUGAGAGAGAGGGCGCGAUGGACGUCCCGGCCGUGGCGGACCCUGGAACGGAGCGAGGCGAAGGCGCGCUGAUCCAGUGCCCGUACUGCGACUCGGAGGCGAUGCACAAGCUGGCGCAGAUCCUCCUCCCGGGCCUCGCCGCCGUCUGCGUGGACGGCACCACGGGGGACCCGUUCCGCAGCCCGUCCGCGGUGGCCGUGGACCUCCGCAAGGAGAUGGUGGACUACAUCACGCAGCGGAGCGACAGCUUCAUCGCGGACGCGCUGAUCGAGUCGGAGGCGAACCAGGACGCGCCCGGGGCCGAGGUGCCCGACGACCCCUUCGAGACCGUGUCCGUCUUCAUGGACGACUUCGCCAGCACCAAGCGCAACAUCAUCGGCCACGUCUCAGGGUGGCUGCUCACCGACAGCCGCGACGACAAGAUCGACGACUUCGUGCAGGAGAUGGAGGCCACCAAGUUCUGGCCGCUGGAGCGCCGGGAGGCCGUCGCCGAGCUCCUGCUCAAGAACGUCGACCUCAAGACCAGGUUCCACUGCCCCGAGAAGUACGAGAACGAGGAGCGCCUCGAGGACCACAAGGCGCAGUGCAGCUUCCGCCCCGUCGCCUGCGCCAACGACGGCUGCCGCGCCAAGGUCUCCGUCCGCUGCGUCAAGGACCACGACGCCGCCUGCGUGUACAAGCUGCUCCAGUGCGAGCAGGGCUGCGACAAGCGCCUGCUCAGGCGCGACAUGGACCGCCACUGCGUCACCGUCUGCCCCAUGAGGCCCAUGAAGUGCCCCUUCGGCUGUGAUUCCUCAUUCCCUGACCGUGACCUCGAGAGGCACUGCGCCGAGUUCCUUCAGCCGCAUCUGCUCAUGGUCCUUAAGGCCAUCCAUAAGAAAGGCCGGUCGGAACAAGACCUCAAGGACCUUGCUCAAAAGCUGGAAAAGUUUGAUGGAGAUGGUAAACUGGCUAAGGCUCUAGAUGCAAGACCUCUUACUAAUGUUGUCAAGGACCUCGAAGCCAAGAUGAAAGGUGGACAGUCAAGUUAAAAGGGCUGGGUCUUUCAUGCAGACAGACUUCACAGAAUGGAUAAUGGCAUUGUUUAGUCCCACGCGCAGCAUACAUACAGAGAAGAAUAUGAGUUUUGUUUUAUUCUUAUCUCCUUUACGAUUUUUUUUCACAUUUCUCCCUGUCUGUCAGAGUUUUGUUUUAUUCUUAUCUCCUUUACGAUUUUUUUUUCUUCACAUUUCUCCCUGUCUGUCACAAACAAACCAAUUGUCAGUCAGUAUGCAUAGUCGUCCGCUAUUGCUCUGUAUCUUCAGCUUUUGUAUGAGGAUAUUAUAUCAUUUGUUUUGGUAUAUAAAUCAAAGAACGGGCCAUGUUUCCAGCAGGCUUGUUCUGUACCAAACU